CGAACAGGUACGUAGUGUUUCAAAUGUUGAAGCCGUGAUUUACGUUUCAAGUAAUGUCCAUACGUCUGUCAUGUAUCGGACACUGUCAAUGUUUGAUGGCCGUGGUUGGAACAUUUGCUAUUUCCAUACGGUUGUGAUGUAUCGAGCACUGACAAUAUUUGAUUGCAGUAUUUGGAAUGAUUUGCAACACAACAUUACAACAGAAAAUGUAUCUUUGUGCUCAACCUAAUAGUUUAAUAUAUGCUAAAAAAUCUAAACUUAACAAAUUAAUGGGCAAUUUUUUUCUCAGAUUUAUUAGACCUUAUCUAAGUUUACGUCUUCAUUUCUCAUACAGUGUAUUUCAUGCUGGGUGAGUAUCAGUUAUCACACCUGAAGCCCCUUUUGUGGCACAGUCAAUCUUAUUAAGUGUCUCCAUUAGCCUUCCGGGACUUUCUUUGCUUCCUCUUUUAGCUGAAAGCGACUACACGUUAGGUAUUUAAACUAUAUGCAGUGUGAGGCGUAUGAUCUGUCCAGCAAACAGUAUUUUGUCAAAACACUUUUUCCCCCGUUUCACCUUAGCACAUCCAAAUAAUUUUUGCAGUGUUACGUAUUGCAGGAACAAUAAUUUUAGCACAAUACGUCUUUAAUGCAGUCUGAAAAUAUGAAAGUCAAAGGACUAAUGAUAUUAUGUAUCUUUUCCCUUUUUUGUGAAAAUAAUUAAGUUAAGAAACGUAUACUUUUCCCUGGAUCGUUUCAAAGAAAUUACAAAUUAAUUUUACACCCGUUUUGAAAGGGAGAGAACUUAGAACAUUCUGAGACUUAUCUGGAAUUAAUGCGGGCAAAUUUCGUUUGUCAAAAUACCAGAAAAACAGCACGAAGGUAAAAGACUAAUUAUGACAACUGAUCAAGCUUUUUAAAAACAUAUAAACUACCCACAACUAACUUAAAAGUGUCAAUCAAUUUCGACUGAAUUACUAAACAAAAUGGCAUAGGCGCGGCGCUCGUAAAGAUGGGCAAAAAAUUAAUAAUGAAGGUCUUACGAAAACUGAAGAUCUUAUCCAACGGUAAAGGCAGAUUCAAAUAAAAUAAAUAUAAUUUCAAGUUUAAAAAAUAUUUCUUCAGGUUUCGUGUUGAUCCGCUAACUCUUCCUUCCAGAAAUAAGUUGUCCCUGAAUGUGCGUGCACCUAUUGCUUGCCUCGUGUGUGCAGCCGUCGAACCCUUAGCCUGUUUCAAUGUUCAACGUUUAAGCCACCAAACCAAUCCGAUGAUGAUACUCGAGUGACAAGCUCACUGUUUUAGUCCAGAAACGUUUGCUAUGAUUUAAGUUUAUCUCUUUGUGUCCGUCUCACAGCUCGAAAAUGUUCAGGAGUUUAUUUUCCGUCGUCUUCCUUGCCUCCUGUGUGUCCAGCGGAGUUCUGGGCAACAAAUACCUGGCCAAGAAACAGAUUGCCUGUGGGGCGGAUGAGUUCGCGUGUAACAACCAUGCAUGCAUAGGAGGUAGGUCGUCAACUGUCAACUCUGAUUUGAUUUAGCGCCAGUGGGGUCCAAGUUUUUUGCUUGUUUGCGUGAAGGAGUUGGACUUCACUGUCAUGAAUACUGAGUCCGAAGGGAUUUUGUUAGUGAAAAGAUCAUGGACCUGAAAAAAAAAAGGGGGGGGGGGUGGAAGGUGAAUUUUGAGUCUUUUUAGAACGUAGUCAAUCGUUUUCUUUUAGUGGAGGCAUCAUAGAUUAAAUAAUAUAAAUUUAUUAAUUUUUUGCUUGUUUGCGUGAAGGAGUUGGACUUCACUGUCAUGAAAACUGAGUCCGAAGGGAUUUUGUUAGUGAAAAGAUCAUGGACCUGAAAAAAAAAAGGGGGGGGGGGUGGAAGGUGAAUGUUGAGUCUUUUUAGUACGUAGUCAAUCGUUUUCUUUUAGUGGAUGCAUCAUAGUAUAAAUAAUAUAAAUUUAUUAACUGAGCAACAAAAAUUCAUUUGAUGACAUGUAACAUUUAAGGAGAAAGGGCAUUUUCAGAGGCUGUUUUAGGGUAAGAUGUCUUUGACUUCCGGUAGCUUUUACCACAAAAAUUUAAAAAAUCAUUGGAACGAAAGAAAUCGUGUUGUUUCUAAAUUAUCUCCAACCGCAAUUUUUUUUUUCUCCAGAGAUAAAGCAAUGAACAAUUAAAUGUUUCUUUUGCCGAGUUACCUAUUCUUAGUUUAUCAAAAUCAGACUGUCAAACUGAAGCAGUUUUAAUGAAAGCCGUUGCAUUCAUCAAGCUUUGAACAUAGAAAAAAAAAUAACAACAACAAAUCUAAUCAUAAUUGUAUUUUAUUUUUAAAACCAAGAUAUCAAUUAAUGUUUUCUCUAUCGUUGCAAAUGUGUUCUGAGUAUGUUAUUCAGUCCAUCAAUAUCUGAUGCCAUUCAGCUGACCGCGUCUGUGACACGCACAGAGACUGCCCCACUGGAGAAGACGAACAACAGAACUGCCCAACCGACUGCACGGGGCCACACCAGUUCAAGUGUGACGGCACCAAGUGCUUCGGUGUCAUCGACAGGUGAGCUGUCCAGUCAGCAGAGCGCCUGGGUGGUUGGGUGGACUGAAAUUAUAAAAUAUUGUCAACAGCAUCACUUUAAAUGAAUCAGCGCAAGCAGCGCACACUUUGGAUUUGUUAAAAAUAGACUUGAUUAAAGUCGGUUAAAGAACACUCAAAGUUUAAAUGGUUUUAAUGUUUAAUACUGUAAUAUAUUGCAAAAGCAGCAUUGACUUUUUUUUUUUUACAAGCUCUAUACCAUUAUUAUAUUAUAAUCUAUUCUCUAAUAUCUUGAAAUAAUAUAAGCUUUUCUUAAGCAAUAAGAAAAUAGAAAAAGGAAGUGGUUUGUAAUUUCUGAAUAGUUUUAGAUAAAUGUAUUGUUUCGACUGCGGAAAGGGGGCAAACAUGUGAUCUGUUCAUGUGAUUUGGUAAAAAUCUAUGUUACAAUUUUUUCACUUCAAUAAUUUUUUUUUUACUCGACAGUUGUAAAUGAUUUUUAAUUUUAAAUGCAUCUCUCUAACUUUGCCAAAUUUUACAUUGAUCAGAUGUGACGGCUUCUUUGACUGUCAUGACUUCACCGAUGAAGCUGACUGCGCGGGAUUCGAGUGCACCUCCGGAAGGGUCCGCUGCGAGACGUCCCACGCCUGCAUCCUGGAGUCCUGGAAGUGCGACAACGAGAUCGACUGCGAGGACAAGUCCGACGAGAAGGGCUGCGUGUCCGGCAGCUGCUCCGCCAACCAGUGGCUCUGCGCCGACAGCUCGAGGUGCAUCCCCAAGGACUACCUCUGCGACGGCGACAACGACUGCCACACCGACCACAGUGACGAGAUCGGCUGCUCCUGCACCGCCAGCCAGUUCAAGUGCCCGACCGGACCAUGCAUCCCGGCAUCGUACACGUGUGACGGCGACAACGACUGCGGAGACUUCGCUGACGAGGCCAACUGCGUCGAGAUCCCCGACAACGUGUGCCGCGAUGUGCUCACCUACGAGGACUGCCACCGUAUGAACCAGACCACCCACCCCGUGUGCGUCAUCCACGCUGACGGACACAAAUUCUGCAGGAAAUACUGUGGCUUGUGCGCGUAAUUCUUUCACUUUCUAAAAUAAAAUAUUUAUUUGCAUAUUGUAUUUUUUUUUAAUCGUGAAUUCUUUUAGCAGUCGUAAACGCAAACCAAGCUUAAACUAUAUUUCAUUAAUCAAGAAUUACAAAUUAGUUUCAAAAAGACACUUUGUAAACACUAUUUUGUCUGCUAUAACGGCGUGUUGUCCACAUGUAAGAUGCCUUCAGAAAAUCAGGAUCUUAUUUUUGAGUAGUGAUGAUGAAAUGGAAAGUAAAGAAAAAAAAUCAGCUACCAGUUCAACAGCGAUUGAAGUUUAUUUUAAUGAUACGUGUUUUCUGCUUACACUACAUAGAUAUAAUUUUCCACGAAUGAUUGUUACGUUUAUACUAAUGUAUUGCUUUUAAUAAAUAUAAAUGUAUUCAUUUAUUUUGG
Messenger RNA from Lymnaea stagnalis (great pond snail), 3977 nucleotides. The record is from the annotation of a GenBank genome assembly. Lineage: Eukaryota; Metazoa; Mollusca; Gastropoda; Lymnaeidae.